Messenger RNA from Nematocida ausubeli, 720 nucleotides. RefSeq lists its product as uncharacterized. NCBI's taxonomy places the organism in Eukaryota, Fungi, Microsporidia. The transcript has a single exon. The record is from RefSeq and is a predicted model, not a curated record. The coding region runs from base 1 to 720 and encodes 239 amino acids.
AUGGAUCGAACAAGAGAAUUUAGAUCGCUUGUAGCAGCAACAAAUGCUCUGCAGGAGAGGCCCAGAUGUUCAGAGCAGCCGUCUGCUGCCACAGUGCAGAGCGCACAGAAGAACAUAGAUCUAUUAGAAAGUGCUGUGAGCCAGAGAAGAGCACCAAGCAGUGCACUAAUCAGUGAUACAGAACGGCAGCUGGACAUUUUGUUUGACCAGAUUGCAGGAAUGCAAUGCACAGAAGACAUAGACCAGAGCAUUGUGCGGCUUAUGAAGCACAAGCACAGUGGGUUUAUUUUGAAGCUCCGGGAGAUUUUGAGCAGGCACAGGGAAAACGAGCAGAGAAAAGCUGCAGCGCUGCACCAGGAGGAACAGCAGAGACGCACACCUUCCAUAGGGCAUGCUAUGCGGCAAGAAACCAGGCAUGUGAGCAGAGAAAUACAGAGAGAAGAAAUGAGCAGCAUUCGGAGAAGAGAGUUUGAGUCUUUGGAGCAGCACAUAAACGAGCUUGGGCAGAUGGUGACCGAGGUGUCCAUGCACAUAUCAUUGCAGGGUGAGAAGGUGGACCUAAUUGAUGGCCUAUUCACACAGGCUAAGUCAAAUCUGCGCGGGGGGUCAUACGAGCUGAGAGGAGCCUUAGAGAAAGUCAAACAAAAAAGAAGAAGCAUUUUAGUAAUAUUCGCAGUGCUCUUUGGAAUUCUAUUCUUAAAAUACCUUCGAUGGAUAUAA